UCGGCUGCUGGAGAUUCUGUGUUCAGUUUUCAGUGUUUGUUGGUAUGGGAGAAAGCGGUCAAUAUGAACAAGGUGUCGCAAUCACCCAAAGUCGCGUCAGAAUUCGCAGAUUAUUAUAAGGCUCGCUCAAAAGUUAAAGAUCAAGAAGAAAGACGACAGCUGUUAUUACAUGAACAGAAAAGGAGUAGGGAUGAAUCCUUCAACAAAACACGUGGCUUGCUUGUCCUGGAAGAAGAUCUUGAAGAUGAGUCAAUGGACUGCACUACUCCCAGAGUUGCAAGAAAGUGGCCAUACUAUGGUGUUCUAAUGAUGUCUGAAUGGUUGCUGCAAGUCCCUGCAGAUUUGGAUAGCAAGUGGUUUGUUGUACCUUGUCCUGUGGGCAAACGAACUCUGGUAGUUUCAUCUAGGCGAGGGACAAGAGCCUAUGACAAGAGGGGCUUACCGACUGCAUCGUUCCAAUCUGUGUUACCAGCAGGCACAAUGUUGGACUGUGUGUGGUGCAGGGAGCAACGUAAAUAUUUUGUGCUGGAUGUUCUUAUGUGGAACAGGAAAACAUUACUUGAUUGUGAGACAGAGUUCCGCAGCUAUUGGAUGGAAACAAAGUUCCAACAAGAAAAUUCUGAGGCAACUGAAAAAUCUGCAGAGAACCCAUUUCCUUUCUUGCCUCUGCCUUACAGGCGUUGCACUAUGGAUGCAGUUGGAGAUAUUUUGAGUGGUGUAGAACUGCCUGGUGGUUCCUUAGAUGGUCUCCUGUUUUAUCACAGUGAAAGUCACUAUACUGCAGGUUCAACACCACUUGUUGGUUGGCUAAAGCCCCACAUGAUACCUGAAGUCUUGGGUGUGGAUGUUCACCCACGAUACCUUGAGGAACGUCCUUCUGACUAUGAGAGUGUGGCUGUUUAUGUACAAAAGUCAGCAAUAGCUAAACGAAACAAGCAGCGGCAGCAUCAAAGGCGCCGUAAUAGGAGCAGAAACAAAAUUGUAAAUAUGGAGACAGAAUGCUUAAGUGAUGGCUCACCCACGACUGCUGCACAUGAUGUAAAAGAACCAGAUGCAGCUGAGUUUGAAUGUGAUAUUUCUAAUGAAUUAUCUAUGAUUGAUAUCAGUAUUGAAGAUGUAUCUUCUGAUUCACCUCAAUCUUGAGUUCAUGUUUUUGUAUGUUGUAAGCUGAGUAAAGAGUGCUUAUUUAUUUCUA
Molecule: messenger RNA, 1195 nt
Organism: Schistocerca americana (American grasshopper)
Lineage: Eukaryota; Metazoa; Arthropoda; Insecta; Orthoptera; Acrididae
Gene: Snup
Product: snurportin-1
Exons: 6
Coding region: 64-1143 (359 amino acids)
Biological process (GO): snRNA import into nucleus
Cellular component (GO): cytoplasm; nucleus
Molecular function (GO): protein binding
Source: RefSeq, a predicted model, not a curated record